Lasiodiplodia theobromae is the source of this 783-nucleotide messenger RNA. RefSeq lists its product as uncharacterized. The transcript is spliced from 3 exons. The coding region runs from base 1 to 783 and encodes 260 amino acids. The record is from RefSeq and is a predicted model, not a curated record. NCBI's taxonomy places the organism in Eukaryota, Fungi, Ascomycota, Dothideomycetes, Botryosphaeriales, Botryosphaeriaceae.
AUGCGUUCCACUUCCGUCUCGGCCGCUGCCGCUCUUUCCCUCGCUCUGAGAGCCUCUGCCCAGUCCUCGGACGAAUCAUGGAUCGACAACUACAAGUUCGGCAACAUGUUCUACACCGGGCCCACCAGCGGCGGUGCCGUCAUCACCAAGGCCACCUACACCAUGGCGCCCCCCGAGAUCCCCUGCGGCUACAAGACUGGCGGCUCCAUUAACGAGGAGCUCGCCCUCUGGAUUGGCGCCCAGCCCAACCCCACCGGCAAGGACGUCCUGCAGCUUUCUUUCGUCCAGCCCCUCAUCAACUGGGCUCCCGACCAGCAGGCCACUGGUUGCGACUCUACCAACGAGAACUGGUGCAUUUCUGCCAGCUCGUACCAUCCUUCCGGCCAGGUCAGCGCUGGCUACGUGCCCGUCGCCCCCGGCACUUCGCUGGACUUCGAGAUCGCCGUCGAUGAGGCCAGCACCGAAAUCACCCAGAAGGUCUGGAACAACGGCGAGCUCAUCUCCUCGCAGUCGGACAGCCCCGGCAUGAAGCUCGAGGUCUUCUACUCUGGAAACGAGUGCUACGGCGACGACUGCGGAACCCUUCAGGGCUACAGCUGGAAGAACAUCACCGUUCACCUCGACAAGGCCGACGCGGCUUUCGGCAACACCCUCAGCCUGACUGGCGCCACCUCGGAUGGUUUCUCUACCUCCGACGGCGGCAAGACCUGGCACGCCGAGGAGAUCAAGAUCAACGAGGACUACUUCUACCAGAGCGGUGCGAAGAAGGAGUGCUCUUCGUAA